This is a messenger RNA of Sitodiplosis mosellana (orange wheat blossom midge), 3063 nucleotides long. RefSeq names its product transient receptor potential cation channel subfamily V member 5 (gene nan). Gene Ontology annotation, biological process: calcium ion import across plasma membrane. NCBI's taxonomy places the organism in Eukaryota, Metazoa, Arthropoda, Insecta, Diptera, Cecidomyiidae. The record is from RefSeq and is a predicted model, not a curated record. Bases 330 to 2969 code for a protein of 879 amino acids. Gene Ontology annotation, molecular function: calcium channel activity; protein binding. The transcript has 8 exons. Gene Ontology annotation, cellular component: membrane.
AAACUGGAAAUGUACGAUAUCGUUGUAUUGAAAUAAGCUAUACGAUUUGUUUUCGUUUAGAAUGGAAAAUUCCAAAAAAUCAAUGAAUUAAAAAAAAAUAUAUCGUAAUGGAAUAAUACGAUCCAUAAAGAGCUUGAAUCGAAAUUCAUCGCAUCUUCGAAUUGAAUAAAAAACGAAAAGAUAAAUAGAUAAAUCGUUAAAUUCAUUAGUUGUUUGGGUAGUAGUAGUUUGGCGCAUUUUCCUAGUUAUGAACGAAUCAAAUUGUACGAGCAUACGAAUUUUCAUGCGAAAAUUGUGUGUAUAUUAAGCGAGAGAGUGAGUGAGACGACAUGGGAAAUACGGAGAGUAAUGUUACUAGUGGUGUCAAGAAACAGGCUGGCGUCUCAACGCAACCACUCUACAAAUUGGUCAAUCUAAAAGGUGGCGGCCUUCUUGUUGACAUGAUGAAACGUGCUUGCCAAAACAAACAAUACGCUGAAAUCGAUCAUGCAAUCAAAACGAAGGUCGAGCCAUUUUUGUACAAUAAAGGAGCUGGCCGAUAUAUACCGGUGUCAAAAAUCGUAAUGAUGCGAAAUUGUGAGCGUCCGCGACACAAGCAACUGCCCGAAAUCCGGGCUAUGGAAAAUCCAGACGAAGAGUUCGACAUUGAUCAGCAUUUGCCGAAUGUAAAACAGAGCGAGUACCUCAUGAAUCCGUCUGGAUAUCGUGAAGUGUGCUGGGACUUGAAAAAGCGUGGAGCGGUCGGUGAAAGUAUAUUUCACUUGUGUCUACUGAACGCAUCGUCGUUGCAUGCCGAAUUGGCCAAGAGACUGUUGAAAUUUUACCCAAAAUUGAUCAAUGACAUUUACAUGUCGGACGAAUACUAUGGCGAAAAUACUCUUCACAUUGCGAUUGUUAACGAAGAUCCAGCCAUGGUAAAAUAUUUAUUGGAUGCUGGUGCAAAUGUGAGUGAACGUUGCUGUGGAACGUUUAUGUCACCCGAAGAUCAAAAGGCGUCACGAACCGAUAAUAUCGAACACGAGUGGGUCGAUGUGAAUCCAAUGACCAAUUACGAUGGUUACGUGUAUUGGGGUGAAUAUCCGUUGAGCUUUGCCGCUUGUUUAGGCCAAGAGGAAUGUUAUCGCUUGGUAUUGGCUCGUGGUGCUGAUCCCGAUGCACAAGAUACAAAUGGGAAUACAGUAUUGCACAUGCUCGUGAUUUAUGAGAAAUUGGACACAUUCGAUAUGGCGUAUGAAGUCGGUUCAUCGCUCUCGGUGCGCAAUCAAUUGAAUUUGACGCCGUUAACAUUGUCCGCCAAAUUGGGCCGUGUCGAAAUUUUCUUUCACAUUAUGAACAUUGAGCGGGAAAUUUACUGGCAAUUGGGUAGCAUCACAUGUGCGGCAUAUCCGUUGCCACAAAUCGAUACGAUUGACUGUGAAACGGGGCAUAUUAGCAAAGAUUCGGCGCUGAAUUUAGUCGUUUUUGGCGAUAAAGACGAACAUCUUGAACUGCUCGAUGGCAUUCUCAUCGAUUUACUGAAAACGAAAUGGAAUACAUUCGUGAAAUCACGAUUCUAUCGACAAUUUUAUCUAUUCACAUCGUAUUUUUUAAUUUCGCUCAUUAGUUUUUUACUACGACCUGGUCCAAACGUGACGGACAACGAUGAUGAUACCGAACAUAAUAAUGAUGCAAACGGACAUUCCGAUGUUAAACAUGACGACAAUAAUGUCAACACUGUAAAUAAUUCGACAACAACAACGACGUUACACCAGCACCUGUACUAUAGCAAUCAAACCGUUCUUAUUUCGAAUAUACUCAAUGUUACCAAUCGCCAUUUGGUGAAUGACACUCAAGCAACGAAUUUAGAUUUGAACGUUUCACCAUUGAUAUUUAUGAAUAACGCCCUAUCGUCAGCCAUUUCAAUGCCAUUUAUCAAGGAAAAUGGUGAUCCUUUUUGGUAUAAUAAAACUGAUGCCGAUGACUCGGAUUCGAAGUGGUGGACUUCAUUCGCAGAGUGUCCGUUGCUCAAUAUUGAUUCCGAUGUGGAUAAAUUGCGAUUGAUCACGGAAAUGAUCCAAUUGAUUGGCGCUUUCUUGUAUAUUGUGGCGGCAUUACGUGAAAUGAAGUUCUUGGGCCUUCACAUGUUUAUCGAAAAUUUGAUGACUGCUCCGUCGCGCGUAAUGUUUCUGUUUUCCUGUUGCUUGAUGAUGACCAUCGUUCCGUUGCGUAUAUUUUGCUUGGUUGAGUUGGAAGACCACGUGUGCGUAGUGAUCAUGCUGACAACGGCACCUUAUUUUUUAUUCUUUUGCAGAGGUUUCAAAACUGUCGGUCCUUUCGUCGUGAUGAUUUACCGCAUGGUGAUGGGCGAUUUGAUUCGAUUCGUUUCAAUUUACCUGGUGUUUGUGAUGGGAUUUGCUCAAGCAUACUACAUCAUAUUCCUGUCGUUUGAUAAUCCAACGACGCCGGAAGGAGUCGAUGACACCGAAUCAAAUCCGGUACCAUCUCCAAUGGAAUCGAUUGUUGCCAUGUUUCUGAUGUCGCUUACGAAUUUCGGCGAUUACUUCGGUACGAUGGAGCGAACAAAUCACGAAAUGGAAGGGAAAAUCCUGUUUGUUGUAUUCAUGGUGAUUGUGGCGGUGUUGCUGGUGAACAUGUUGAUUGCUAUGAUGGGUAACACUUACCAGAAAAUCGCUGAAACUCGUAACGAAUGGCAAAGACAAUGGGCGCGUAUCGUGUUGGUCGUUGAGCGUGGCGUAUCACCGAUGGAACGCUUGAAAAACUUCAACUUUUACAGUCAACCGAUGUCCGAUGGCAGACGAGCUCUGGUCCUUCGAUUAAACAUGACUGAGAGUGACAAAGAAGAGAUGAAAGAAAUCCUCGAGAUGAAGCGUGUACAUGAGCGGCUGGCUAAGAAACGGCUCAUUGAACGAGAAAAUCGUGAACGAGAACGACAGAAAUUGAUUGAGAAGCUGCUCAAUUCAAUGGAUUAAAAUCCAAACCGUUUUACUCAAUCGAUUUAAAGAAAAGAAAAACAAUAAUAAAGGCGCGACAACCGAAAAAAAAAACACACAAAUUUUCUUCUAA